This is a messenger RNA of Drepanopeziza brunnea f. sp. 'multigermtubi' MB_m1, 2067 nucleotides long. RefSeq lists its product as uncharacterized. Gene Ontology annotation, molecular function: phosphoric diester hydrolase activity. Lineage: Eukaryota; Fungi; Ascomycota; Leotiomycetes; Helotiales; Drepanopezizaceae. The record is from RefSeq and is a predicted model, not a curated record.
AUGCGAAUAGCCCAGUCAGUCCAGCUCGCCUCUCUGGCAUGGUGUUCUGCAGCCGCAGCUUCAAUCGGUCCCGACCUCCCCGGCGCCGCAUCCUACGUGGUCCCUUCUGGUUUCCCGACAGCAGUCUUCUCAAGUUACUAUGUCAAAGCAGCCCCUACCAGCGAGCCUCAACCAGCCUUGUUCGAUCCCGUCUUGAACUACACCUAUCCGCUCAAUCUUACAGAUCCAUCGACGGUCGAGAAUCUGAAUCCAGAUCCGGUAUUUUAUCCCCCGGGAGUGGCCAAUCUGACCAGUGCUGCAGCCGAGGCCCUGGUCCAACUCGCACUGGCGCAGAUCAGGGGCAUCAUCUACGAAGAUGGGGGUCUGGCUGGCAAUUGCUCCAAGUGCAUUGCUGCUCUGAGCGUGGGAAAGUUCCUGGCGCAGUCUGUCCCAACCUACGUGCCUGAAGCCAUGAUAUCGCUGUGUCAAGCGACAGGAUUUCAGUCGAACGUGACGUGCAAGGCAAAUUACUCGCCAGGGGCCUAUGGUGCCAUCUGGACGCAGGUUCUUGCCCUGGCCAAUGUCCCAGGUCUCGAUGGGAGGUAUAUUUGCAGCUCUCUCAGCACCACCUUCUGCCCAGCCCCGAGCACGAGUCCGCUGAACAUGACGAACCUGUUUCCGAAGCCAAAGCCAGCCAACGCGACAGCUCCGAGGGCAAGUGGGACCCGAGUCAAGGUUCUUCAUCUGUCCGAUUUUCAUCUUGAUCCGCGAUACCAGGUUGCUUCGGAAGCGAACUGUUCGUCGGGACUCUGCUGCAGAUACUCGGCCGCAGGAACAUCUCCAGUCAUUUUCCCGGCUCCUCUUUACGGCGCCUACAAGUGCGAUACUCCGUACUAUCUAGGCCUUGCAGCUCUGCAGUCGAUGGGUGCCAUGACAGGCACGGGAACCACGCAUGCCAGCCCGGCAUGGACCAUCUACACCGGAGAUCUCGUGUCUCACGACCGCCAAAGCGAGAUGUCUAGAGAGUAUGUCGAGUACACCGAGACAAGUAUCUACGGCAUGCUCAAGUCGUAUAUCAAGGGUCCCGUGUUCCCUGUUCUCGGCAAUCACGACUCCAGCCCAGAAAACAUUGAUGGGCCCCAUAGUCUCCCGGGACCUCUGGGCAAGCAAUUCAGCUGGAAUUACGAUCACGUUUCCGCAUUGUGGAAGAACAAUGGCUGGAUUGAUGAUGCGACUGCGGAGCAAGCUGCCUUACACUAUGCCGCCUACUCGGUCAAGAACCACUAUGGCCUUCGCAUCAUCACCCUCAAUACUGAUUUCUGGUAUCGAAACAACUAUUUAAACUUCAUCAACACCACCGAUCCGGACGUCUCGGGUACAUUCAGCUUCAUGAUCAAGGAGCUGCAAGCUGCCGAAGAUGCAGGAGAGCGAGUCUGGAUCAUUGGGCAUGUGCUGAGUGGGUGGGAUGGAGCAAACCUGUUGCCCAACCCCAUCGACCUGUUCUAUCAGAUUGUGGAUAGGUACUCGCCACACGUCAUUGCAAACGUUUUCUGGGGUCAUACUCAUGAGGACCAAACCUUGAUCUACUACGCGAAUAAUGGCACCGUGCGAGAUGCCAGCACCGCCUUGACUACGGGCUGGAUUGGUCCCUCCAUCACCCCGCUCAACAACAUCAACUCUGGGUACAGAAUGUACGAAGUCGACACCGGCUCUUUCGACGUCUUCGAUGCAUAUACCUUCUACUCUGAUGUCAACUCCUACUCUGCCCUUAAUGCCACUGGACCAACGUACAGAUUCGAAUACUCGACUCGGGAGGCGUACGCGGAUGCAGUGGGAUGGCCGACAACAGCCCCCCUCAACGCGACUUUCUGGCAUGGAGUGACAGUCGCCAUGGAGUCGAAUCGAACUUUGGUGGAGGCCUUCAACACGUACCAGGGGAAAUCUAGCAUCAAAAGUCCCAACUGCACCAGCGAGGCGUGCGCUGCGGCAAAGGUGUGCUACAUGCGAUCCGGGAGUGCGGCGCUAGGUAGAGCGUGUCCGCAGGGAUUCGCGAGUGUGCAGAGUCCGUUUACCGGGAAGGAUUUCUGA